This is a messenger RNA of Acanthisitta chloris (rifleman), 1161 nucleotides long. RefSeq names its product BCL2-like 14 (apoptosis facilitator) (gene BCL2L14). NCBI's taxonomy places the organism in Eukaryota, Metazoa, Chordata, Aves, Passeriformes, Acanthisittidae. The transcript is spliced from 5 exons. The record is from RefSeq and is a predicted model, not a curated record. Gene Ontology annotation, biological process: regulation of apoptotic process. Bases 1 to 1161 code for a protein of 386 amino acids.
AUGCAGCCAUCGGGCAAGAUCCUCUCUCUGGACAGGCAAGGGGCCAAGAAGGUGCUGGAGAUCUAUGUCAGGCGCUCGCUGAGCUGCCGUGAAAACCAAGUGGUGGCCAAAAAGUCCCUUCAGGAGAAAGCUGGAGGGAGAGGGAGGACAACAGAAGGACUGCAACGCUCAGAAAGUGACUUCUGCAAGUAUUCAUGUGCCAAAUCCAGCCCUGUGAAGGAACAGGAGGAGAGACCCAAAGCACCAAACCUGGAAGAGCUUCUGGAUGAUGACAGCAAAUCUCCCCAGGAGGACCCUAAAGAAGGGCUGAAGCCCAAGGGGAAAAGCACAAAAAACUCUUCCCAGGGCAAAUCCCAACACCCAGGUUCAAAACCAACCUGGUUCAAAAGUGUCUUAAAUUUCUUCUUCAAAAAGAGCUCUGAGGACCAGAAGGAAAACCCAGGACAAAAAGCAAAGGAGAAAGACACCAAAACUCCUCAUGGCUCCAAACCAGAAGGAGCCAAAAGACACGGAGGAGACUCGAGCACAUCCCCACAGCCAGGCAGAGCCCCCAGGAGGAAACCCAGCCUCAAGAAGGUUUUCUCCUUGAAGAAGCAUGGGGAGGAGGAGAGGGGAGAGACAGGCUCUGGGGUGAGGACCAAGCGCCCCAGCUGCCUCCCCCUGCGGCACGUCCUGGCACCAGCCUCACCAGCAGAGGAGGAGCAGCCUGAUGGCUACUACACACGAGUUUCAGAAGAGAUUGGGCUGAUUGUGCAGGGCAGUGAGAGCCAGAGCAGCAGAGCAAGUGGAUGUGGAGAGCCACCACAGCUGCAGGGUCCUGAUGGGGUUGACGAAGCCAUCAGGAGGAUCGUUGCCCUGCUCCGGAUUGCAGGAGAUGAGCUGGACAGGCAGGUGAGGAAAGACACUCGGCUGCAGGUGUUCUUCAGAGACAUGUCCUACAGCUCUUUCAAGAACUUGGCUGAUGCCUACGUGCAAAGGGAAAUGACAGCCAGCAGACCUGACAUCAACCCCCACGAGGUCCAGUUUGCCUUCACAGUGCACCUCACUGCCAGGGUGGCAGGAAUCCGCAGCCAGGCAGUCAACAGGAUCAUGGGCUUCGGUGCUCGGUACCUGGAAGAUUCCUUUGCACCCUACGGCAAAAUUCUCCAGAGGAAGAAUUAA